AGAGAGAGAGAGAGAGAGAGAGAGAGAGAGAGAGAGAGAGAGAGAGAGAGAGAGAGUAUGUGUGUUGGGGUGAAACUACAGGGACAAAGAAAAUGCUGUAUUCGAUGUCUGAGAAGCAGGGCCGUUUGAUGGAUCAGCCAGAGAGUGCGGGAAAGAUUCCUGGUUUUGUCGAGUUUUUCAAGGACAACAUCAACAUUGACGAGAUGAAGUUACCUCUGGAAGAAUACAAGACAUUCAAUGAGUUUUUCACGAGAGAGCUUAAAGCAGGGGCGCGACCAAUUUAUCUGCCUGAUGAGGAUAAGAUCGCUGUCUGUGGUGCUGAUGCAAGGUUAAUGGCAUUUGAUAAUGUGAACGACGCAAAGCGGUUCUGGAUUAAGGGGCGGAAGUUCUCUCUGAAGGGCCUGCUAGGAAGCAAAGGACUCGGUGAGGAAUUCAGCGGCGGAAGUCUUGUCAUAUUCCGGCUAGCACCUCAGGAUUACCAUCGGUUCCACUUUCCAGUGAGUGGCCAGAUCUCUAGUAUCACCGACAUUCCUGGACAUCUGUAUACAGUCAAUCCGAUUGCCGUAAACAGCCGCUACUGCAAUGUUUUCACCCAGAACAAGAGGGCAGUUGCACUCAUUGAAACAGCACAAUUUGGCAAGAAAACCAUCGCCUUUGAUGGCGAUCUAUUGGACAACAGCAGAGAGUCUCUUGAAACCCUGGUGUGUAUGGGACAGUCACUUGGCUGUACACCAUCUUUCUUGGCCCAAAGGCAGCUAUCGCGCCGUAUGUCCAUUGUGAGCGUUGAAGAUGGCAGCAAAGAGAAGUGCAAGGAGAGCGUAAAUCUUGUAAUGACUCAUCGCUUCGCCGAGAGGGAUGGUCCUGCAGAGGACGGACAACAGGACAACGAUUCGGCAUCGUCGACAUCGGAAAGCGAGGAAGAUCCAUAUCAGGAAGGUGCAUCGAAUAAAACCAUCGCCUUUGAUGGCGAUCUAUUGGACAACAGCAGAGAGUCUCUUGAAACCCUGGUGUGUAUGGGACAGUCACUUGGCUGUACACCAUCUUUCUUGGCCCAAAGGCAGCUAUCGCGCCGUAUGUCCAUUGUGAGCGUUGAAGAUGGCAGCAAAGAGAAGUGCAAGGAGAGCGUAAAUCUUGUAAUGACUCAUCGCUUCGCCGAGAGGGAUGGUCCUGCAGAGGACGGACAACAGGACAACGAUUCGGCAUCGUCGACAUCGGAAAGCGAGGAAGAUCCAUAUCAGGAAGGUGCAUCGAAUGUAGAUAACAAUCAAUGAAAAGCUUGAGCACGGAUAUAUGAUCGCCAGAUCGCCAGAUCCCUCAACCACUCAGCCUAAUCUCCAUAAUUUCCGAUCGUCAGAUCAGAUUAGUUUGUCACCUCACUCAAUCUCCUGGCUUAGAGCUCACGACGGCAUUUUAUCGACAUUCGAUUCCCUUAUCACAUUUCAAACAAUAAAUAUUAAGAUGGCAGCAAAGAGGAGGGCAAGGGGAGCAUAAAAAUCUCUUGUGACGACUCAAGACUCAAGAGGCUCUUCUCCCAGAGGAAGGGUCCUGCAAACGACAGAGAGAGGACAGGAGGACAAUCCGGCAAACGUCAUCUCGCCUCACAACACAUGUCGAAGAUCUGCCGAAUGCCGGUGGCAACAAACACAAAGCUUGAGCAAGGACAUAUCAUCAUCAUCAUCAUCAGAUCUGUUGCUCACUCAACCUAAUCUCCAUAAGUUCUUUUUCUUUUUGCAAAAGUGCGAUGCGCCGAUGGCCUUGAUAUAUCAUCAUCGUCAAACUGACCAGCCCCAGAGUCACUCUUCUGUUCAUCUCCUUAUUGCUUCUGGAUGCGAAUUUGGGUCCGUAUUUCAACACUUCAGGGGUGUACUAACUGAGCUAGGCCCUUUGGUAAUCUCCAUAAGUUCUGGCCGUCCGAUCAAAUCCGAUUGGUUCCUUUCCUCUCUCGAUCUCUCUCUUUGCUUAGAAUUUAUUUUGCGCCGACGUAUCAUUAUCAGAUUCCUUAAUCGCUUUCCGGCCAAUAACGGCAGCAUGCCAUUGUCUGCCGAAUAAGCUUAGAAUCCGAUAACGGCAGCAUGCCAUUGUCUGCCGUAAUGCUCCCUUCUUGGAAACUGAACCCCAUUUUUGGGUGAACUUAACUUUACUUCAAUGUUCAAUCUAUCAUGAAGACAAUUAGUGUAUUUACUAUUUACCACGGUAAUGAAGAUAAGGUCAAUACCAUGUAUAGGAAAUACACAAAAGGUUAUUUGACGUUAUAUUUCCAUUCACAUCAAUCACUGGUUCUCAGUUAGAGUUUGGUUGAAAUCGUCAUGUGGCUUUGGUUUUGAACUUUUGAAUCUUUUGAUGCCAUGCUUGCUGCAUGGCCCUGACAGCGAGGGGUUCAGUCGCAAGACUCGCAAGUCGUGCACGAGGUGUUUUACCAACGUCGACGUCAUCCUUCUUUUUUGAAUCUUCUCCAUGGUGAGAGCAAGAGAGAGCGUGAAGAUUGCAGGGUAGAAGACGGCCUUCUUUUUCAACGUUCUUUUACGUUUUUGCAGAGAAGGACACUACGUAAUCUUCUGUGGUGUUACUCAGGCGCGCGCGCGCGAGAGAGAGAGAGAGAGAGAGAGAGAGAGAGAGAGAGAGAGAGAGAGAGAGAGAGAGAGAGAGAGAGAGUCGAGAACGAUGGCGGGUGGUGGAGCUCCUGGAACACAGAUGUAUGGAGAUCUCUGUUGGGAGGUGGAGGUGGAACUCCUGGGACACUGCGUGGAUGUUGUAGUGAAGAAAAGAUGAGUACAAGAAGUGAUGUGUGUGAAGGGAAUGAGGCCAAAAAGAAACAAAGAGUGGGAAGUGAG
Molecule: messenger RNA, 2831 nt
Organism: Chara braunii
Lineage: Eukaryota; Viridiplantae; Streptophyta; Charophyceae; Charales; Characeae
Source: the annotation of a GenBank genome assembly